Mus musculus (house mouse) is the source of this 3808-nucleotide messenger RNA. RefSeq names its product a disintegrin and metallopeptidase domain 8 (gene Adam8). The record is from RefSeq and is a predicted model, not a curated record. The transcript has 25 exons. Lineage: Eukaryota; Metazoa; Chordata; Mammalia; Rodentia; Muridae. Gene Ontology annotation, molecular function: metalloendopeptidase activity; metallopeptidase activity. Gene Ontology annotation, biological process: proteolysis. The coding region runs from base 633 to 3263 and encodes 876 amino acids. Gene Ontology annotation, cellular component: membrane.
AAGGAUCAGUCAGGUUCCUCCCUGCAUAUGCCUCUCCAGUGAGGCCUCAGAAGCCUCGUGGAGCCGGGCAGGAGCUUUGGGAAUGUCAGCUCCCACAAGUUGGUCCUGGGCCCACACUGCCUUUCUUGCCCCUGUCUGCAUCUUUCAAGUGCCCAGAAAGUCAAAGGGUCCCCUUCUGAAAUUUCAGGCUCAUAAGUCACUUCCCCUCCAAAAGUCAUCUUCCUCCAGCUAGACUCCACCCAGUUAGCACUCCCAAAGCUCUGCCAUGGGAGGCAAUCCCACAAUCUCCCCACCAGGACUGGGAGCUUGUAGAACUGCAGAGUUGCUCAAAUUGGUCUGUUUACCAUCUCCAUCUCCCAUGAAUUUUGUCCAAAAUCAUGGGAGAUCAAUAGGAGCUACCUAGAAGUUACUUCGGAGGGGCCUCUGUAACUCCAGACUGCCCUGGAGGCUGGUUGCUGCCAACUGGGUGUUGGUAUAGAGGUGUGUACUUCUUGCCCCGCCUUGCUCCGCCCCGCGGUCCAGUGAUUGGCCAGUUCCGAUCAGUGGGAAGGGCACUCAGAAAGAAGUACCAGGCCAGUGAUGAAGAGAGUACUUUGUGGAACCUCUAGGGUUAGUGUGCUCCAGAUCCCAUCAUGCUUGGCCUCUGGCUGCUCAGCGUCUUAUGGACACCAGCAGUAGCCCCUGGACCUCCUUUGCCCCAUGUGAAACAGUAUGAAGUGGUUUGGCCUCGGCGCCUAGCUGCAUCCCGCUCCCGCAGAGCCCUGCCCUCCCACUGGGGCCAGUACCCAGAGAGUCUGAGCUAUGCUCUUGGGACCAGCGGGCACGUUUUCACCCUGCACCUUCGAAAGAACAGGGACCUGCUGGGCUCAAGCUACACAGAGACCUACUCAGCUGCCAAUGGCUCUGAGGUGACAGAGCAACUGCAGGAGCAGGACCAUUGCCUCUACCAAGGCCAUGUGGAAGGGUACGAGGGCUCAGCUGCCAGUAUUAGCACCUGUGCUGGCCUCAGGGGCUUUUUCCGAGUUGGGUCCACUGUCCACUUGAUUGAGCCUCUGGAUGCUGAUGAAGAGGGGCAACAUGCGAUGUAUCAGGCAAAGCAUCUGCAACAGAAGGCUGGGACCUGUGGGGUCAAAGAUACCAACCUGAAUGACCUAGGGCCUCGGGCAUUAGAAAUAUACAGGGCUCAGCCACGGAACUGGCUGAUACCCAGAGAAACCCGCUAUGUGGAGUUGUAUGUGGUUGCAGACAGCCAAGAGUUCCAGAAGUUGGGGAGCAGAGAGGCCGUGCGCCAGCGAGUGCUGGAGGUUGUAAACCACGUGGACAAGCUUUAUCAGGAACUCAGUUUUCGAGUUGUCCUGGUGGGCCUGGAGAUCUGGAACAAGGACAAAUUCUACAUCAGCCGCUAUGCCAACGUGACACUGGAGAACUUCUUGUCCUGGAGGGAACAGAACUUGCAAGGGCAGCACCCACAUGACAACGUGCAACUUAUCACGGGGGUUGAUUUCAUUGGGAGCACUGUUGGACUGGCUAAGGUGUCUGCCCUGUGUUCCCGUCACUCCGGAGCUGUGAAUCAGGACCACUCCAAGAACUCCAUUGGUGUAGCCUCCACCAUGGCCCAUGAGCUGGGCCACAACCUGGGCAUGAGCCAUGAUGAGGACAUUCCAGGAUGCUACUGUCCUGAACCACGGGAGGGUGGUGGCUGCAUCAUGACCGAAAGCAUCGGCUCCAAGUUCCCCAGGAUAUUCAGCAGGUGUAGCAAGAUUGACCUAGAGUCAUUCGUGACAAAACCCCAGACAGGCUGCCUGACCAAUGUUCCAGAUGUCAACCGGUUCGUGGGUGGCCCUGUGUGUGGAAACCUGUUUGUGGAGCAUGGAGAGCAGUGUGACUGUGGCACACCUCAGGACUGUCAAAACCCCUGCUGCAAUGCCACCACUUGCCAGCUGGUCAAGGGGGCAGAGUGUGCCAGUGGUACCUGUUGUCAUGAAUGCAAGGUGAAGCCAGCUGGAGAGGUGUGUCGUCUCAGUAAGGACAAAUGUGACCUGGAGGAGUUCUGUGAUGGCCGGAAGCCAACAUGUCCCGAAGAUGCCUUCCAACAGAAUGGCACUCCCUGCCCAGGGGGCUACUGCUUUGAUGGGAGCUGUCCCACCCUGGCACAGCAGUGCCGGGAUCUGUGGGGGCCAGGUGCUCGGGUAGCAGCCGACUCCUGCUAUACCUUUAGCAUCCCUCCGGGCUGCAAUGGGAGGAUGUACUCUGGCAGGAUCAACCGGUGUGGAGCGCUGUACUGUGAGGGAGGCCAGAAGCCCCUUGAACGCUCCUUCUGCACUUUCUCCUCCAACCAUGGAGUCUGCCAUGCUCUUGGCACAGGCAGCAACAUUGACACCUUUGAGCUGGUAUUGCAGGGCACCAAGUGCGAGGAGGGAAAGGUUUGCAUGGAUGGAAGCUGCCAGGACCUCCGUGUAUACAGAUCUGAAAACUGCUCUGCUAAAUGCAACAACCAUGGGGUAUGCAACCACAAGAGGGAGUGCCACUGUCACAAGGGCUGGGCACCACCCAACUGUGUACAGCGGCUGGCAGAUGUAUCAGAUGAACAAGCAGUGUCUUCCUUCCCAGUGGUCACCGAGUCUGCGGCUGUCCACAGCACCACAGCCUCGGGAAACUGGCUAGGCCUCAACAGUGGCAUUGUGGGGCUGGGACUCACCACUACCACGUCUUCUAAUCCAUUGCUGGAGAGCCAGAAGAGCUGGUCGUCUACGAGCCUCCCAGUCAGUGUGGUUGUGGUCUUGGUGAUCCUGGUGGCUGCGAUGGUCAUCGUGGCAGGCAUCGUCAUCUACCGAAAGGCUCCGAGACAAAUCCAGAGGAGGAGUGUGGCACCCAAGCCUAUCUCGGGGCUCUCCAACCCCCUAUUCUACACAAGGGACAGCAGCCUGCCAGCUAAGAACAGGCCUCCAGACCCUUCUGAGACAGUUUCUACCAACCAGCCCCCAAGACCCAUAGUGAAACCAAAGAGGCCUCCCCCUGCACCUCCAGGUGCUGUGUCCAGUUCACCACUCCCAGUUCCUGUUUAUGCCCCAAAGAUACCAAAUCAGUUUAGACCUGAUCCUCCCACCAAGCCCCUCCCAGAGCUGAAACCCAAGCAGGUCAAGCCAACCUUUGCACCCCCGACACCACCAGUCAAGCCCGGGACUGGAGGGACGGUGCCUGGAGCAACUCAGGGAGCUGGUGAGCCAAAGGUUGCUCUGAAGGUCCCCAUCCAGAAGAGGUGACCAGCUAGGGCACCCCAGGGCCAUCGUUUGUGGACGUUUGGAGAUACCACUGCUCCUAUAAAUGUGUUCCUUCAGCAACACCACAACCACCACCCAGGCUGGACCUGCACACGCUGUUCCUACCUCAGGAAUAAUCUUUCUGUGGCUCUUGCUGUCCAGAUGCCCUCAUGAACCAGUGGCCUCUCACUGGCCUUGGCCAGCUUAGACCAUACAUCUGCGUAUGCUAGUUGCUAGGCAGGGGCGGUGUACCCUGCAGUGGGCGUGAUCAAGUCUGUCUGUCUCUGGGUGGACAGAAUGCCAGGAGUCCCCUCCCAGCAACUUCUGCACUGGCCCUCACACAGUGACCUCUCUCCAAGGCACAGUUCCUGUAUCUACAUCCCACUCGUGUAUGAGACUUAGGAAAGGAAAAGACGUCGUUCUUGGGGUGUUGGGACAAGAAGUUGCCGUCAUCUCCGGAUUGAAACAGAUUAGUUGUUGAAAUUAUGACUAAACACUAUUCACUAAUAAAGAUUCUAUUUUAUCAAUAGAUUAUAGAUCACAUUCUA